UUUAAUUUGUACUUGUAUACUUAGGCUGGGAGGGUAUUCCCAGUGUCUAUAGCUGAAAGACUCUGUACCUAUUCCAUUUUUUUAAAUUUACAAAGAUAAUGUUUACUGUUUUUAUUUUCUUUAAUUAAAAGCUUUUCUUGUUUAAGAACCUGAUUGUUUUUUUAUUCUGGUGAGACCCCAGGGGACUGGGUCUGGAUCCACCAGGGAACUGGUGGGGAGAAAGGAGGGAAGGGGGAGAGAGAGGUUAAUUUCCUCUCUGUGUUAGGAUUGCUUUCUCUCUCAGGGAGAAUCUGGGAGGGGUAAAGGUGGAUUUUCCUCUCUGUUUUAAGAUUCAAGGAGUUUGAAUCACAGUGAUCUUCCAGGGUAACCCAGGGAGGGGAAGUCUGGGAGAGGCAACGGUGAGGGAAAGGGUUUACUUUUCUUGUGUGAAGAUCCAGAGCGUCUGGGUCUUGGGGGUCCCCAGGCAAGGUUUUGGGGGGACCAGAGUGUACCAGGCACUGGAAUUCCUGGUUGGUGGCAGCGCUACAAGUACUAAGCUGGUAAUUGAGCUUAGAGGAAUUUAUGCUGGUACCCCAUCUUUUGGACGCUAAGGUUCAGAGUGGGAAAUUAUGCCAUGACAUGGUGUGCAGCAUAUGGGAUAGAUAGAAAAGAUAGAAUCCAAAAGCCAGUGAGGUUUUUAUUUCUCUCCCUGCUAGCUAUCUGCAGGCAGACUGAGGUUUAGGUUUAGAAGCAAAAGCCAGUAGGAAUUUUUCUCUCUCUUUCCCUGCUAGCUGUGUGUAAACCAGGCUAGAGGAGAUUCUUUUAAAAGCAAAGGUCGGAAAGAUUUUUUUUUGGUCUCUCCCUUCUGAGUACUCUGAAGGCAGAGGCACUAGGGUUUAACAAGGAUCUCUGUUAAACAAAGGGACUCCAGAUGUGAGUUACCAUACACCAGCAAAACACAUUUGCAAAUGAAUGGUUUUUUUCUUUCUAACUCUGUCGGGAAUAGCUAGGAAGAAGGAGUUAAAAAAGACUCUGUUGCUAAGCAACUCUAAGGAGGCAACAGAGAAGCAGGAUUUCAGGCAGUAAACAGCAGAGGGUGCCCCAACACAAGAAAACAGAAACCAUGACUACUAAGGACACCUUGAAACAGGAACGGGCAAAACUGGGGGCAGAGGCACAAAUCAAAGACGUAGACCACAAGCGAGACAUGGAAAAGAAACUACAAGAACUAGAAAUAAAACAAAAAGAGAUGGAGCUGAGAGAAAGAGAAAGAGAGGCUGACCACAGGAGAGAGCUGGAGAUAAAAGAGAAAGAAUUGGAACUCUAGAGAGAGGCCCACCGGCAGGCCCUAGAAUUAGAACAGGCUAAGCCGAAGGACACAGCCAAUCCUACCAACCCUUCGCCAGUUAUCGUUCCACAUCCCAAGAAAUUUCCCACCUGCAAGGCAGGUGAUGACACUCAGGCCUUCCUAGAAAAUUUUGAAAGGACCUGCCAUGGGUACAUCAUCUCUGAAGACCAAUACAUGAUAGAGCUGAGGCCACUGCUCAGUGGACCCUUAGCAGAGGUGGCGGCUGAAAUGCCUAAGGAGAACAUGAACGAUUAUAAACUUUUUCAAACCAAGGCCAGAAUCAGAAUGGGGCUAACACUUGAGCAUACCUGUCGGAGGUUCAGAGCCCUAUGGUGGAAACCGGAUGUGUCAUUCACCUGACACGCCUACCACAUUGGAAAGAAUUAUAAUGCCUGGAUAUCAGGAGCCAAUGUUAAAUCUCUGGACGACAUGCACCUCCUAAUACAAUUGGAGCAGUUCUUAGAGGGUGUUCUGGAGGAAAUAGAAAGGUACAUCCUAGAUGGGAAGCCCAAAACGGCAACUGAGGUGGGGGAGAUUGGAGCCAGAUGGGUGGAAGUGGCAGAAAAGAAAAGAGCUACUAUCAAGGGGAGCGAAUAUCACCGAGGUCACACCGACAAUAAACCCUAUACCCGAGGGCAACCCAAGACCCCACCUACAACCCAAGGAAAGCCGCCGACUCCCUGUUCUCUCACCUCACCAAUCUCCAGUAACCCACCUCGGCCCAGUGACCAGUCAGCUAGGUGAUGCUUCAAGUGUAAUGAACUGGGACAUAUAAAGGCCAACUGCCCCAAGAACCCCAACCGAGUCCAGUUCAUUAUAUCUCCAUCACUCCAAAGAUCCCCAGGCCCAGACGCCUCUCAAAUACCCUCGGAGUGAAGGGAAAUUUUGAGAGUGGGCGGAAAGAAGGUUACCACGUGGAGAGACACGGGGGCACAAGUGUCAGCUAUCCACCAAUCCUUGGUGGACCCCAAAUUCAUCAACCCAAAGGCCUAAGUGACAAUUUAUCCCUUCGUGUCACAAGCAGUAAACUUGCCUACAGCUAAACUGCCUGUCCAGUACGAAGGCUGGUCAGGAAUGUGGACUUUUGCAGUCUAUAACAAUUAUCACAUCCCCAUGCUACUGGGGGAAGACUUGGCCAAACAGGCAAAGUGGGCCAAGAGAGUGGGAAUGGUUACACACAGCCAAGCCAGGCAAGCUUCCAGACCCAUUCCUGUUCCUGAACCGUCCACAGGGGCCCCAUCUGUGUUAGCAGAGACCCAGACAGAAGUAGUGGACCCGGAUCCCCUGCCAACGACUGCUACAGCCAUAGUACCUCCAGUCCCAGACCCGAACCUGGAAACGCAACCAACACCAGAACCAUUGCCAGCACUGAUGCCAGUGCUUGCAAACACAUCCUCAACCCCAAUGCCAGAGGGCACCAGCGAGCCUGAACUGGCAGAAGCAGCAGACAACCCUACCCAAGAGGCUCAGCCCGAGCCUGGAAUACCACCUGGUGCACCAGCAGAGAGCGGUUCACCAGCCACGAAAACAACCCCAUCACCUACAUCGCUUCCAGAGGGGCCAAGCCCAAGUCCACAGUCUAAGGAAGAACUAGUGUCUCCAGCCUCCAGGAAACAGUUCCAGACUGAGCAGGAAGCAGAUGACAGCCUUCAGAAAGCUUGGGCGGUGGCACGGAGCACCCCACCGCCUCUCAGCUCUUCUAACCAAUCCCGGUUUGUUAUAGAACAAAGGCUUUUAUAUAAUGAGACUCUUUCUGGUGGACACCGAGAAGACUGGCAUCCACAAAAACAGUUGGUGGUUCCAACUAAGUACCGGGGGAAGCUCUUAAGCUUGGCCCAUGAUCAUCCCAGUGGCCAUGCUGGGGUGAACAGAACCAAAGACAGGUUGGGGAAGUCUUUCCACUGGGAGGGGAUGGGCAAGGAUGUUGCCAAGUAUGUCCGAUCUUGUGAAGUGUGCCAAGAAGUGGGAAAGCCCCAAGACCAGGUCAAGGCCCCUCUCCAGCCACUCCCCAUAAUUGAGGUCCCAUUUCAGCGAGUAGCUGUGAAUAUUCUGGGUCCUUUCCCAAAAAAGAUCCCCAGAGGAAAGCAGUACAUACUGACUUUCGUGGACUUUGCUACCCGAUGACCAGAAGCAGUAGCUCUAGGCAACACCAGGGCUAAAACUGUGUGCCAGGCCCUAACAGACAUUUUUGCCAGGGUAGGUUGGCCCUCCGAUGUCUUACGGAUUCAGGGACAAAUUUCCUGGCAGGGACCAUGAAAAAACUGUGGGAAACUCAUGGGGUGAAUUACCUGGUUGUCACCCCUCACCACCAUCAAACCAAUGGCCUGGUGGAAAGGUUUAAUGGAACUUUGGGGGCCAUAAUACGUAAAUUCGUGAAUGAACACACCAAUGACUGGGACCUAGUGUUGCAGCAGUUGCUGUUUGCCUACAGGGAUGUACCACAUCCCAGUUUAGGGUUCUCACCAUUUGAGCUUGUGUAUGCCCAAGAGGUUAAAGGGCCAUUACAGUUGGAGAAGCAGCAAUGGGAGGGGUUUACACCCACUCCAGGAACUAACAUUCUGGACUUUGUAAGCAACCUACAGGACACCCUCCAACACUCUUUAGCCCUCGCUAAAGAAAACCUAAAGGAUGCUCAAAAAAAGCAAAAGGCCUGGUUUGAUAGACAUGCCAGAGAGCGUUCCUUCAAGGUAGGAGACCAGGUUAUGGUCUUGAAGGCGCAACAGGCCCAUAAGAUGGAAGCAUCAUGGGAAGGGCCAUUCACGGUCCAAGAGCGCCUGGGAGCUGUAAACUACCUCAUAGCAUUUCCCAAUUCCUCACUAAAGCCUAAAGUGUACCAUGUUAAUUCUCUCAAGCCUUUCUAUUCCAGAGACUUACAGGUUUGUCAGUUUACAGU
This is a messenger RNA of Gopherus flavomarginatus (Mexican gopher tortoise), 4220 nucleotides long. RefSeq lists its product as uncharacterized. The record is from RefSeq and is a predicted model, not a curated record. The coding region runs from base 2402 to 3451 and encodes 349 amino acids. The transcript is spliced from 2 exons. NCBI's taxonomy places the organism in Eukaryota, Metazoa, Chordata, Testudines, Testudinidae. Gene Ontology annotation, molecular function: nucleic acid binding.